UUUCACGGCCCUGGAUCCAUUCUGGACUUGAUACUCUGUCAAUCUCAGCCUGGCCCUGUCUCCCUGGUCUCACGCCGAAUCCCUCACUGCUCCCAGAUACUGAACCCUCUGCUGCCGGCGCUGCCCCUCCUGGCUAGCCUGCUGCAUGCCGCCCCUCGCCCAGCUGAGCAGCGAGUGGGCAUCAUGGGAGGACAAGAGGCUUCUGAGAGUAAGUGGCUCUGGCAGGUCAGCCUGAGACUUAAGUUCAGCUACUGGAUACAUUUCUGGGGAGGCUCCCUCAUCCACCCACGGUGGGUGCUCGCUGCGGCACACUGUGCGGGACCGCACACCCAAAGCCCAGAGCUCUUCCGGGUGCGGCUUCCUGAGCAGCAAUACUAUCAGGACCAACUGCUGCCUGUGAACCCGAUCAUCGUGCAGCCGAGGGUGGGGCUGGAGCUCGAGGACCCUGUGAAUGUCUCCAGCCAUGUCCAGCCCGUAUCCCUGGCCCCUGCCAUGGAGACCUUCCCCUCAGGAACAUCAUGCUGAGUGACAGGCUGGGGCGACAUUGAUAAAGGUGAGUCUCUCUCGCCACUGUAUCCCCUGAAGCAAGUGAAGGUGCCCAUCGUGGAAAAUAGACUCUGUGAUUGGAAGUACCACACUGGCCUCUCCACAGGGGACAAUGUUCUUAUUGACCGUGAUGACAUGCUGUGUGCUGGAAAUACUGGGAGAGACUCCUGUCAGGUGGGGUGCUCAGGGGGGGCACUGAUCUGCAAAGUCAAGGGUGCCUAGCUGCAAGCAGGUGUGGUCAGCUGGGGUGAGGGCUGUGCAGAGGUCAACCAUCCUGGCAUCUACACCCGGGUGACAUACUACUUGGAAUGGAUCCACCUCUAUGUCCCUGAGAACUGAGCUGCUUCCAGGGUCAGAGAAGAACCAGGCUCUGUUGUCUUUAACUCACUGCUUCCGGCUCAGGUGGAGCCCCUGACUUCUUGUCCUUCUGCCUCCCCGUCCCUCUGAGCCCCUGGCCACUCCUAUCCCCUGUGAUUCCCACCCCAGGUGGCUGCUGGGUCCUAACCAUCCUCUGUGACUUAUUAAAGUCAUGAAAACAGC
Molecule: messenger RNA, 1086 nt
Organism: Mesocricetus auratus (golden hamster)
Lineage: Eukaryota; Metazoa; Chordata; Mammalia; Rodentia; Cricetidae
Product: tryptase beta-2
Biological process (GO): proteolysis
Molecular function (GO): serine-type endopeptidase activity
Source: RefSeq, a predicted model, not a curated record